Messenger RNA from Syngnathoides biaculeatus (alligator pipefish), 1659 nucleotides. RefSeq names its product 14-3-3 protein beta/alpha-1-like. The record is from RefSeq and is a predicted model, not a curated record. Lineage: Eukaryota; Metazoa; Chordata; Actinopteri; Syngnathiformes; Syngnathidae. Bases 169 to 903 code for a protein of 244 amino acids. Gene Ontology annotation, cellular component: cytoplasm. Gene Ontology annotation, biological process: signal transduction. The transcript has 7 exons.
CUGGGUAGGAGGGGGCUGAGAGGAAGCGGAAGUGUCAGCGCAGGCGGAAGUGGUUCUGCCCUGAAUCCCUUGACUGAAUAGCGAGAGGAGGACGCCGAAGCUCGAGCCACAAAGCCUCAUCGGUCACGCCACCAAAUCGCGAACUCUCCUAGCUGACAAACCCGCAAGAUGGACAGGUCCGAAGAGGUGCAGAAAGCUAAGAUGGCCGAGCAGGCCGAGCGCUACGACGACAUGGCGGCUGCCAUGAAGCUGGUGACUGAGCAGAACAAGGACCUAACCAACGAGGAGCGCAACCUGCUGUCCGUGGCCUACAAGAACGUGGUGGGAGCCCGCCGCUCGUCCUGGCGCGUCAUCUCCAGCAUUGAGCAGAAGACUGAGGGCAACGAGAAGAAGCACCAGAUGGCUCGCGACUACCGCCUCAAGAUCGAGAAGGAGCUCCAGGAGAUCUGCCUUGAUGUGUUGAAACUCCUAGAUGAUUUCCUCAUCCCCAACGCGAAGCCGGCAGAGAGCAAAGUGUUCUACCUCAAAAUGAAAGGAGACUACUACAGAUACCUGUCGGAGGUGGCGGCCGGCGACGAUAAGAAGGACACCGUGAGCAACUCGCAGAACGCGUACCAGUCCGCGUUUGAAAUCAGCAAGACGGACAUGCAGUCUACACAUCCCAUCCGACUCGGCCUGGCUCUCAACUUCUCCGUCUUUUACUACGAGAUCCUCAACUCGCCGGACCAGGCCUGUUCUCUGGCCAAGCAGGCUUUCGACGAGGCCAUCGCCGAGCUCGACAGCUUGAACGAGGAAUCGUACAAAGACAGCACGCUGAUCAUGCAGCUACUAAGGGACAACCUGACUCUGUGGACAUCAGAAAACCAGGGUGACGAGGUGGAGGCCGGCGAGGGCGAGAACUAGUACAGUGCACCCAACACCCCCAACCAAUACCUUUGCCAUCCAACCCCCGCUCUUCCUCCUCUUGUCUUCAUGCACACAAAUGUUCAUUCCUUCUUCUUCUUCUGUGUAAGAGGCAGCAGCAUGCCCCCCUUCCCCCCGAACCUGGCACUCCACAAGCUCCUUUAGAACCUUCUGGCCCGUCCUGUCUCCCUAGGAGGUUUUUUUUUUUUUUUCUUCUUUUAAAAUCUAUCACCAUUUUCUUCCUACUUCCUUCUUCCUCCUCAACUUCCUAUCGGCUUGUUAGUCCUGCCCACUGGCUGCUUUUAUUCCACUUUAAUCCCAACAACAAGAAGACAAGGUUAUUAAACUGUUUAUUUUCAACAACAAUGCUCACGCCUUCUCUUUUUUUUUUUUUUUUCCCCCACUUGCACUCAUCAUGCUUGUUUGCUUUUAGACUCAAGAGGGUGCCAGACACCCAACAAAACACCCAAGUUCUGUUCUACACCAAACAUACCAACUACAGCAUUUUGGGUACUAAAACAUCAAGACUCUAAAAGUUGAAGACAAAAAAACCAUCACAAUCCUAGACUUUACCGGAGCUCUUUAAAGUUUCCAGGAAUAAAAUAACCUGCCCACAAGAGGAUUUAGGAAUAAAAAUACACCAAAAGUUAAGAACAAACAAAAAAAAAAAAAAAAAUAACCCAAAGGCUCUACAAACAUAACAGACCCUUAAGGUUUAGGAACAUAAAGGAUCAGAUCUCAGAGGUUCCGGCAACU